This is a messenger RNA of Prorocentrum cordatum, 320 nucleotides long. The record is from the annotation of a GenBank genome assembly. Lineage: Eukaryota; Dinophyceae; Prorocentrales; Prorocentraceae.
GUGUUCGUCGUCAUACUUCCCAGAGACGCCGUCAGCUCCAACGUGGAAGGCCUGCUGAGAUUCAGCUCGGUGCCGAGCAGUCUCCAGCAGGGCUCCAGAGGGAGAUCUCACGAGCCACAGGUGUGCCCGAGGAAGGACCCCGGGGACAGGUCGCUGGCAGAGUGGCAGGACGACCAGUCCCAGUUCGCGGGCAUGCACCGGCUGCCCGCCGACUGGAUACGGGUCAAGUCCCGGAAGAGCAGCGAGAUCUACUACUUCAACACGAGGAGCGCCGCGGAGGCCUGCCUCGAGCGGCCUCGGCGCCGCUCCCGGCUGGCUCG